AACGAAGUGCCAUCCUCUGACCAUCUUAUGAACUUGUCGGUCGCUGGAUCAUCCACCAUACUGUGUCCACAUACAAAGCCGUUAGCGCUGACAUCAACGCCUUCUUCGAAUCAAUGGAUGAGCGCGGAAGAUGAAAAGGCGCGAUUGCGCUAUUUGGAGGCCAAGCGAGCGGUAGAUAAACACACAGCGUUACAAGACGAACAAUUCGCUUCGACCUCAUCAGGAGGUGACUACGGAGGAGCGAGUUAUGGUUCUUCAAGCUCUUACUUCGCAGGAAAUCAAUCGUCGAGCCAAAGCUAUGCCUCUCCGCCGGUCACUGGAACCUCGACCUCAGACUAUGCUCCUUCCAGCGUGCCCCCCAGAAGCGAUGCCCUUUCUCCAAGUGCUUUCAGUUCAUCUCACGUUGGCCAAUCAUCAAUUAGCAUGGCAACCACACCUACCCCUCCUCCCCCAUCCGACCUACCAGCGUUCGAGCCAUCGUUCGGCUAUACCCAUGCUACUGAUCUGCCAGAGAAAGAGAAGAUGAGAUUGGCAUACGAAGCUCGCGACGUUUCUGUGUCCCCCCAAGCUCCUCCUGACUAUGCCGUGCCCCCUCCUGGGCCCUAUCCAGGUGAACCUCCUCAAUUUGGAACUCAAACCACCGGUGCGGCGCCGCCUCAGCCUCUCAGUGCUGCAGAGGAAAAAGCUAGGCUCCGAGCUCAGUAUGCGUUAGAACAGGUUUCCGCAUCGCAAAAUGCUGGAGCGUCAUCCUCCGCCUACAACCCACCACCCUCCUUUGAACCCGCGCUGUCAGCUGAUGGCACUCGAACAUUAACUGCUGCGGAGGAAAAGGCUCGACUCCAAGCUUUGCAGGCUGCAGAUAAGCCAGUGAGCGCCACACCCCCUCUUCCUCCACCGCGCAUCAAAUCACCUCCGCUCUCUGGCCCACCGUCGGCCGUUUCUGAGGUUAAUAGGGGUCCUCCCUUAUCUUAUACGCCGUCAAUAUCAGCAUCAAUGACCAGUGAUGACUAUCUCCAGAGAGACCCCUCUAUCACUCAAGGAAAACAGCGGGCUGUUACUCCCAGCACUGAGACUAUGCCAGGGGGAUCCCCACCUCCAUUAGCACCGCGACCGCCAAAAGAAUACAUCCAACAAACCAAAGAUCAGGAUGCAAGAGUUCGGCGCAUGACCCAAGAAGCCAUGAACAUUGGGUUCUCAAUGCCUGAUGGAGGUAAUAACAGGGAUUCGGUACCAUGGCAAAUGUCUG
Acaulospora colombiana is the source of this 1246-nucleotide messenger RNA. The record is from the annotation of a GenBank genome assembly. NCBI's taxonomy places the organism in Eukaryota, Fungi, Glomeromycota, Glomeromycetes, Diversisporales, Acaulosporaceae.